This is a messenger RNA of Oryzias latipes (Japanese medaka), 1113 nucleotides long. RefSeq lists its product as uncharacterized. NCBI's taxonomy places the organism in Eukaryota, Metazoa, Chordata, Actinopteri, Beloniformes, Adrianichthyidae. Gene Ontology annotation, molecular function: DNA binding; structural constituent of chromatin. Gene Ontology annotation, cellular component: nucleosome. The record is from RefSeq and is a predicted model, not a curated record. Gene Ontology annotation, biological process: nucleosome assembly.
AAAAAAUAUAAUUAAGUUCUUACUUCCUAGAAAUUCGCCAGCCAAAACUUUUGAAGGGAGGAAAGCUUAAAGGCUUUGUUUUGUUUUUGUUGAACUUUAAGACAUUAUUGUACAACAGAGCUCAAAAUGACAAAUGAAUGAGUCCAGUUUGUUCUUUGCGGUUGUUCUCGUGUUAGCCACCUGGAGGCGCAAACGUGCCGAAAACGGGAGCCUGAAAAAAACAACGUCGAAGAAGAAGUCGGACAUUUGCCUUCUAACACGUCCUCAAUUGAAAGAUAUACUUCAUUGUACAUGGGAUAGAGAGCCUUUCGGGACCUUGAUUUAAACGACUGUACAAUGAGUGGAAGAGGAAAGGGCGGGAAAGGACUCGGUAAAGGGGGUGCUAAGCGGCACCGGAAAGUCCUCCGUGAUAACAUCCAGGGCAUCACCAAACCAGCGAUCCGCCGUCUGGCUCGUCGUGGCGGAGUAAAGCGUAUCUCCGGUCUGAUCUACGAGGAGACCCGUGGUGUGUUGAAGGUUUUCCUAGAGAACGUGAUCCGUGAUGCCGUCACCUACACCGAACACGCCAAGAGGAAGACCGUCACCGCCAUGGAUGUGGUCUACGCUCUGAAGAGGCAGGGACGCACACUGUACGGCUUCGGCGGUUGAAACUAACAUUCCGCUGUUUGCGACUUAAAGGCCCUUUUAAGGGCCAUCAAUUAUUCUGAAGAACAGAAUUUUCUUUGCAUCAACAUUAUCAGAAGUAUGUAAAGUGGGCAGCGUCGACUAGUAUUACAGCUUGAUCAGUAUUACAUUCAGAAGGUAGCAAAAAAUGUUGAGCAAAUUCCUUUCUAGGAAAAUCUGGAGUAUUGUAAAAGUUAAUUGGGGCAAUCAACAUAUUUUUCAAUAUAUAUUAAGUAAAAUUAGCAAACCCCGCAUAUACUAUGUUGGACUCAAGUUAAGAAACUGUUUUCCAAAUGUUCCAGUUUCUAUGACUACAGUCUGUACAUCACAAUUUUAUUAACUUGGAGAAUAAAAGGUUUAUCAUAACAAUAAAAAGAUUACCCAUCGUUCAUCAAAAGAGGAUUCAGAGUUAAACCUUCAAUAAAGAAAGUUGCACAGCAGCUCCUCUAA